AUGGCAAGCUUUACAGUCUCUGGGUGGCCAAGUGAGCUUCCGUAUGACUCUCAGAGCUACGAAAUUCCAGAUACAAAGGCACCCGGUCAGACAGCGCAUUACCGAAACUCUUUGAACAACAAACUACCAAUUCCACGAGGAAAUCCAGCGCAGAGUGUCGCGACAACAUACGAAUGCUUCGAGACCUAUACUGUCCGGAAAUGUGGAAGCCCCUCAACUCUCAAGUUUGAGCAAGAAUAUCGCUGGGAAACGUACGAGCAGGUCGCCCAGCGUCGGUUGCAUAUUGGGAGUGCAAUACAAUCCAUGUUCAACGACGGUGUAAUUGGAGGUGGAGAUCUUCAAACUGUUGGAACAUGGACGAUCAACCGACCAGAAUGGCAAUUGGUGGAUCUCGCUCUGUCUGCAUACAACAAAGUAGGUGUCGCUCUGUACAGCACACUUGGUCGGAACGCCGUUGAGUACAUAAUCAACCACUCGGAGAUUACCAUUGUCUUUGUCGCCGCCCGGAAUAUGGAGUCCCUCAUCGCAUUGGCUCCAAAGUGCCCCAAACUACGGAUCGUAGUCUCGUUGGACAAGCUUAGCAUGGAAACAGAGCAACGUGCAAUCCAAGUGCUCAAGGAGCAUGGAAUGCGCUUCAUGAAUCUAUCAGAAUUAGAGGAUGCCGGCAAGUCCAACCCACUUCCACCCACUCCACCAAACCCAGAGGACAUUGCCACGAUAUGUUACUCGUCUGGAACGACCGCUAAUCCAAAGGGUGUCGUCCUCACGCACUGGAAUUUGACUUCCUCGGCAAUCGCAUUCAGUCAAGGUUUUACUUUUCGCUCAGCAGAUCCCAACGUGGCUCUUAUUUCCUACCUUCCUCUUGCUCAUAUCGUCGGGCGCGUUAUCGAGUAUACUGGAUUCCUCUUGGGAUGCCGGAUCGGCUACUACACUGGAGAUCCACUAGCACUCAUCCAGGAUUGUCAGAUUCUCAAACCGAGCAUCUUCCCCGCCGUCCCGAGAAUACUCAAUCGGAUUGCCAUGCGGUUACAAUCAGUCAAGGCGGAGAGUAGUAUCAAAGGCGCUCUCCUUAGAUGGGCACUUGGGACAAAGAUUGCGAGAAUACAACAGGAUGGAUACGUACAUCACUGGUUCUGGGAUUUCCUCAUAUUCAACAAGCUGAAGGCGGUUCUUGGAGGAAAUGUUGAGUAUAUUUGCUCUGGAGCCGCCCCAUGCGUUCCAGAUGUUCUCUACAUGCUACGUGCAGGAUUUGGAUGUGAAGUUUGGGAAGGAUGGGGUCUCACGGAAACUUGUGGGGCCGGUGCUCGCUCCUUUCCACGAGAUCCAUCGGCUGCUGGCACCGUUGGAAGCGUCAGUAGUAGUGUAGAGGUCAAACUCGUUGACGUUCCCGAUCUCGGAUACAGCGCAGAGGACAGGCCGAAUCCACGUGGAGAGCUCUGCGUUCGAGGUCCAAGCGUGUUCAAGGAGUACUACAAGGAACCUGAACUCACCAAACAAGCCAAGGAUGCCGAUGGAUGGUUCCAUACAGGCGAUGUUGGUGAAAUCGAUUCUCAGAAGCGAAUUAAAGUCAUAGACCGUGUCAAGAACGUCUUGAAGCUCUCCCAGGGAGAAUACGUCGCGCUUGAUAAAGUAGAAAACGGAUAUGCAACGUGCUCUAUUCUCGCUCAGCUCUUUGUCUACGGAGACUCGAAGAAGAAUCACCUUGUCGGGCUUGCGGUACCAGAACUCCCAGAAUUUGUCAAGCUGGUCAACAGGGUUCAAGGAAAGAAUAUCAAACAAGACAAUAUGGCAGAACUGGAACAAGCCGCCGAAGAUCCCGCCGUCAAAACGGAGAUUGCGCGGCUGAUGGACGCAUCGGCCAAAGAAGCGGGUCUCCAAGGGUUUGAAAAGGUGAAGACUUUCAAGGUGAUACUCGAACCAUUUAGCACAGAAAAUGGCGGCAUGACGCCCACCUUCAAAUUACGAAGGAAGGAAAUCGAAACUCGGUACAAGAGCACUCUCGAAGCGCUCUACGAAGAAUCUUCCUGA
Serendipita indica DSM 11827 is the source of this 2028-nucleotide messenger RNA. Lineage: Eukaryota; Fungi; Basidiomycota; Agaricomycetes; Sebacinales; Serendipitaceae. The record is from the annotation of a GenBank genome assembly.